AUGCUAGCGGCAUACGACGCCAAACUGGCAGCAGAAGAUGAGGAGCGGCGACGGAAGGCGGACGGGCCCGGCGGAAUCGACGCGGACUCGACGUGGGUUCGGGAGAUGGGCUGGGCCAGGCAUCUCGAAGGCAAGGAUCUGGUGGUAUUGCACGACGCCAGCUUGGGCCCGCUGUCGAGGGCCGUGCUGGAGAGGCUGCGUGACGCGGCAUCAAAGGACGAGCAGCAGCAGCUGACACGGCUCGCCGAGAGCUUCGACAAAAUAAGGCAUAAAAUAAAGUACACAUAA
Messenger RNA from Anthostomella pinea, 288 nucleotides. Lineage: Eukaryota; Fungi; Ascomycota; Sordariomycetes; Xylariales; Xylariaceae. The record is from the annotation of a GenBank genome assembly.